This is a messenger RNA of Heteronotia binoei (common prickly gecko), 780 nucleotides long. RefSeq names its product H-2 class II histocompatibility antigen, E-S beta chain-like. Bases 1 to 780 code for a protein of 259 amino acids. Gene Ontology annotation, cellular component: MHC class II protein complex; membrane. Lineage: Eukaryota; Metazoa; Chordata; Lepidosauria; Squamata; Gekkonidae. Gene Ontology annotation, biological process: immunoglobulin production involved in immunoglobulin-mediated immune response; positive regulation of T cell activation; antigen processing and presentation of exogenous peptide antigen via MHC class II. The transcript is spliced from 5 exons. The record is from RefSeq and is a predicted model, not a curated record. Gene Ontology annotation, molecular function: MHC class II protein complex binding.
AUGGGCCCCGGACUGAUCCUGCUAGAGAUGCUGGUGGGGCUGGCGUGGACUUCCCAAACAGAGAGGAGGCUCAAGGCACCCGCCGCCCAUUUCCUUAUGCAGGAGAAGUACGAGUGCCACUUUCUGCCCGACGGGGCAGCCCCAAGGGGCGAGGUCUGGUUCCUCUUCCGCCACUUCUGGGACCGGCAGGAGGUGCUGCGCUUCGAUAGCCGCCAGGGGUACUUCCAGGCCCUCUCCCCGCUGACCGAGCCCGAGGCCCGGGGCUGGAACCGCGACCCACAGACCCUGCGCUACUACCGGGCCGCCCAGGAGCGCUUCUGCGGCCACAACUACGGUGCCGCCCGGGAAGCCCAGGUGCUGGGCAGGACAGUUGAGCCCCUGGUGAAGAUCUCCCCCACUAAGGGAGACCCCCUGGCCCACCACACCCUCCUGAUCUGCACCGCGGCAGGAUAUUAUCCCCCCGGGAUUGACAUCAAGUGGCUGAAGAACGGGCAGGAGCAGACACAGGGGGUGGGAUAUGAUGAUGAGAUCCAGAACGCAGACUGGACCUACCAGUACCAGGUGAUGCUGGAGACGGUGCCUCAGCGGGGAGACGUCUACGCCUGCCAGGUGGAGCACAAAAGUGUGAAGGAACCCAUCUCCGUGCAGUGGGAGCCACAGACGUCGGACUCUGCCAAGAGCAAGGUGUGGACGGGGGCCGUGGGGGCCGUCCUGGGGCUUGUCUUUGUGGCCGUGGGGCUUUAUCUGUACCUGAAGAGCAGGAAAGGGCUCCUCAGUUAA